AUGGCAGCUGCUCACCUAGUAUGUCACGAGAAUGGUCUUGAAAAGUACGCCGAAGAGGAGAAGAGAUGCCAUUACUGUCAAUUCCGAAGAUUCUCUACUCACUACGAAUUUCCGAUCUCCAUCAACAACGACGUUGACAACGAAGGACUCCCCGAAUCAUUCCAGUUCGUUAACAAGGUUGUGCCAAGCGCCGAUGUACCACUCAUAGCUGAGGAGUUCGUCAGUAGCUGUGAGUGUGUUGCUGAUCAUUGUGUGACGCAAAAUUGCACUUGCUUGAGCGACAUCGAUGCCAGCAGGCUUCCUGGAUUGAAGAAGAACGCGUAUCAUGCUACCGGUCAAUUGAGGAGCGCCUAUCUCAAUGGACACUAUCCGAUCUACGAGUGCGGUGACAAGUGCAAGUGUGGCCAGAAUUGUCCAAAUCGAGUUGUUCAGAGAGGUCGCACGGUUUGCCUUCAGAUCUUCAAGACUGAUGAUGGACGCGGAUGGGGUGUAAAGACUUUGAGCCCAAUCAUCCGGGGUUAUUUUGUCGACUGCUACUUCGGAGAGUUACUUACUCCUGAUGAAGCUCAAGCUCGUCGUGACCAAGCCAGCUCGGUCCAACAGAAGGACGUGUAUCUGUUCGCACUGGACAAAUUCACGGACAUUCGCAGUCCAGAUCCACGUCUCCACGCUCCCUACGAGAUUGAUGGAGAGUUUAUAUCCGGUCCGACACGAUUCAUCAAUCACUCCUGUGAUCCCAACCUUCGCAUCUUCGCUGUGGUCAAGAAUUCGGCUGAUCAACCAUUCCAUAGCCUGGCAUUCUUCGCUCUCGAGAAUAUUGCACCCAAUACGGAGCUUACUUUCGACUACUUGGAUGGGAUCACCGGUGACGGCGAUGAUAAGGAGAAGACAAAAUGUCUCUGUGGUGCCGAGAACUGCCGUGGAUAUCUAUUUUGA
Molecule: messenger RNA, 936 nt
Organism: Mollisia scopiformis
Lineage: Eukaryota; Fungi; Ascomycota; Leotiomycetes; Helotiales; Mollisiaceae
Product: SET domain-containing protein
Exons: 2
Coding region: 1-936 (311 amino acids)
Cellular component (GO): nucleus
Molecular function (GO): zinc ion binding; histone methyltransferase activity; protein binding
Source: RefSeq, a predicted model, not a curated record